This is a messenger RNA of Psammomys obesus (fat sand rat), 644 nucleotides long. RefSeq names its product histidine triad nucleotide binding protein 2 (gene Hint2). Gene Ontology annotation, cellular component: cytoplasm; mitochondrion. The transcript has 5 exons. Gene Ontology annotation, molecular function: hydrolase activity. Bases 33 to 551 code for a protein of 172 amino acids. NCBI's taxonomy places the organism in Eukaryota, Metazoa, Chordata, Mammalia, Rodentia, Muridae. The record is from RefSeq and is a predicted model, not a curated record.
CACGGGGCCAGCCUCCGAGCUGGACGCGGCCAAUGGGGCUGCGCCCGCAGGCGGCAGGCUCCGGGAAGAUGGCUGCUGCCGUGCUGCUGGCAGCGGGUUUGCGCGGUGCGCGCACAGCCCUGGGGGCCCGGCGGGCGCAGGUUCGAGGGAAUGCAGGCGUGGCUGACGGGAGUGAAGUGACCAAGGCUCAGAAAGCAGCGCCUGGAGGAGCAGCACCGACCAUCUUCUCCCGGAUUUUGGACCGAAGCCUCCCAGCUGACAUUCUAUAUGAAGAUCAGCAGUGUCUGGUGUUCCGGGAUGUGGCCCCUCAGGCUCCCGUGCACUUUCUGGUCAUUCCUAGGAAGCCCAUUCCUCGAAUUAGCCAGGCUGAAGAAGAAGACCAGCAGCUGCUGGGACACCUACUCCUUGUGGCCAAGAAGAUAGCAAAGGCUGAGGGUCUGAAGGAUGGGUAUCGACUUGUGGUCAAUGAUGGGAAGAUGGGCGCACAGUCUGUGUAUCACCUGCACAUUCAUGUCCUUGGAGGCCGACAGCUGCAGUGGCCACCUGGCUAAUCCUGCCAGCUGGCCAAGGACCACAGACCUGGAUGCUUGGGUGGGAAAAGGGAAAAGGAAUCCUGUGGUGUUAAUAAACUUAUUUUCCUUCAA